Molecule: messenger RNA, 1399 nt
Organism: Alternaria rosae
Lineage: Eukaryota; Fungi; Ascomycota; Dothideomycetes; Pleosporales; Pleosporaceae
Product: glycosyl hydrolase family 61-domain-containing protein
Exons: 3
Coding region: 189-1163 (324 amino acids)
Biological process (GO): carbohydrate metabolic process
Cellular component (GO): extracellular region
Molecular function (GO): cellulose binding
Source: RefSeq, a predicted model, not a curated record
GUAUAAAGCCCACAGAGCCUGCCUUCGUUUAAGGGGUACGCUUGACGCUCAACACACUCGUUCUCUACACGUUCUUUUCCAAUCUUUGAAUUCUUCGAUCUUUACUUCGUCGUUCUCUUCAGACAGUCACUCUUUACAAGAACAAUUACUCCACCACCCGAUCAACUCCUCAAAGUUUCUACUCCAAGAUGAAGGCCUCCAUCUUCGCUCUCGCCCUUGCCGGUGCUGCUAGCGCCCACACUACUGUUUACAGUAUUUCUGUCAACGGAAAGACCCAGGGUCUCGGAAAUGUCCAGGGCGGAUACAUUGACUCUCCUCCAAACAACAACCCCGUGGUUGAUGUCACCUCCAAGGCUAUGGAGUGCAACGUAGCCAACAUCAAAGCUUCCAAGUCCGUUGCCGUCAACGGUGGUGAUGAGAUUGCUGUUGAAUGGCACCACAACACCGCUGACGCUAGCGACGACAUCAUCGACCCAUCCCACAUGGGACCUAUCACCGUCUACAUGUCCAAGGCUGGCUCUUCCAUGUCAUGGACAAAGAUUGCUGAGGACGGUUACGACGGCAAAUCGUGGGCUGUUGAUAAGCUCAUCAAGGGCUCGUACACUGGCAAGCCAGGACAGCACAAGUUCACUCUGCCCAAGGUUGCACCGGGCGACUACAUCAUCCGCCCCGAGAUCAUCGCUCUCCACGAGGGCGACCGUAUUGGUGGUGCUCAAUUCUACCAAGAGUGCAUUCACGUAAAGGUCGGUGGCUCUGGCACUACUGCUCUGCCCGCCGGUGUUGCUAUCCCUGGUCACCUCAGCGCCCAGGACGCCGGUGUCCACUUCAACCUCUACGGCUCAUACUCCAGCUACCCCAUCCCAGGACCGAAGCUCUGGAAUGGUGCCGGUGCUGCUGCCCCUGCUGCGCCCACCACCACCAAGGUCGCCGCACCUGCCGCUACUACCACUAAGGCCUCUACCCCUACCACUACCAAGGCCGCCGCCCCCACGACCACCGCCAAGACCACUCUCGCCACUGUUGCUAAGCCUGCUCCUACCGCUGGUGGUGCUACAGCUCAGAAGUACGGUCAGUGCGGUGGCCAGGGCUACACCGGCGCUACGAGCUGCGCUUCAGGCUGCAAGUGUGUCAAGCAGAAUGACUGGUACUCCCAGUGCUUGUAAGCGCUCGUCUAAGUUGCGGGAGUUGUCGGGUUACAAAAAAGGCGACGCUGGUGUCUUUGUGUGUAGUUCAUGAUGGACUUCUUUUUAGUACAAUUUUGUUAGUGUUUAGUAGGCUUUGCCUCCUGCAAUACGCGGCUUGAGCGUCGCUGCUUUCGAUUCUUGUGUACAUACUUAUACCUCACGACGAAUUGGAAUUGAUGCCUUUUCGGCUUUAUCGGUCUCGCCGCUCUCUUUAC